Messenger RNA from Oppia nitens, 8352 nucleotides. Its product is annotated as fatty acid synthase-like. The coding region runs from base 8 to 8344 and encodes 2778 amino acids. Gene Ontology annotation, biological process: fatty acid biosynthetic process. Gene Ontology annotation, molecular function: 3-oxoacyl-[acyl-carrier-protein] synthase activity; fatty acid synthase activity; oxidoreductase activity. The record is from RefSeq and is a predicted model, not a curated record. NCBI's taxonomy places the organism in Eukaryota, Metazoa, Arthropoda, Arachnida, Sarcoptiformes, Oppiidae. The transcript is spliced from 18 exons.
UAAAAUUAUGAGCGACAAUGACAUAGUAAUAGCCGGUAUUGGCGGCCGUUUCCCGGAAUCGGAGACUACCGAUGAGUUUUACGAUAAUCUGUACAAUCAUACGGAACUGUUGUCUGUAGACGACCGGCGCUAUCCUAAAGACGUUUACGGUUUGGUAAACCGGUUCGGCAAACUCAAGCACACCAACAAAUUGGACGCAUAUUUUUUCGGGUUUAUCGACUUCUAUGCGGACACUACCGACAGUCCGGCCAAAAUAUUUCUCGAGACCACCUACGAGGCAAUGAUUGACGCCGGAUUGUGUCCGCAGUAUAUGCGCGGCACAAAUACCGGUGUCUAUAUCGGUACCACCGAUUUCGGUACAACAAUGGGCAUACCUGAUGAACUGCAGCCGGAUAUACCUAAAAAUAUUACCGAACAAUUUGCACUGGUCAACGGUUGCAGUCGAUCAGGCUAUGCCAAUCGUAUAUCGUUUGUAUUUGAUUUUAAGGGACCGUCGAUGAUUAUCGAUACGGCCUGUUCGGCCAGUCUGGUUGCACUGGCCAAUGCGGUCAAUGAUCUUGAAUUAGGCAACUGUGACUAUGCUAUAGUCGGCGGCUCAAACAUAGUAACCCAACCCUACUAUAAUAAUUUGUUUGUCGGACUGGAAAUAUCGCCAGAGGACGGCUGGCCGAAAGUUUGGGACGAAAAUGCCGACGGCUAUGUCCGCGGCGAAACCGUUGCCAGCGUAUUGUUGACCAGACGAUCGCUGGCCAAACGUGUUUACGCUACAGUACUCAGUGCGGCCGUUAGCAGCGACGGCCGCAAAACUUACGGUAUGUAUUGUCCAUCCGGUGAGGCCCAGGAGGCCCUAAUGAUUCAGGCGUAUCGCCGAAAAAAUAUUGAUCCACUCCGUGUCAACUAUAUGGAGGCGCACGCAACUGGCACUCAGGCCGGAGAUCUGGAAGAACUUAAAUCAAUAUAUACAGCAUUUUGCGGUCUACCGAAGCGUACGGACGAUAAUCAACUAAUGGUCGGUACCAUAAAAAACACUAUCGGCCACUGCGAGGGCGCCUCCGGUAUUGUGUCACUGAUUAAGAUAUUGUUGUCGUUUGAACGGGAAUGUAUACCGGGUAAUUUGAUUAUCGAAACAUUACGUAAAUCUAUUGACAAUCUAAUUAGUACCGGACUAAUUAAACCUGUUAUCGAUAAUGUAAAAUUUGAACCAGCCAUAGCCUGUACCAGUAAUUUUGGUUUGGCCGGUGUUAAUGCUAUAGCACUGGUCGAAGCCAACAACAAGACACUGGUAGACAACCGUAUAUGUCAGCCCAUACCCAGACUAGUCCAAUGUUGCGGCCGUACAUUGGAAGCCAUUACUUAUUUGAUGGACUUUAUCGAAGAAAAUCCCCAGAAAAUCACGCGCGACUUUCUGGCACUGUUUGCCGAUACUGUCAAACACGUGCCCGACGUUAACAGCGAUGGCUUUAAAUACAGAGGAUCGGUAAUUAUCAAACACAUCGGUAACAAACCCGACGAUUGCCAAUACGAUUACCGCCGACACGUCCGACAAUAUAACGGUAAAUCUGUACGACCCGUUUGGUUCUUGUUUUCGGGACUGGGCGGCCAAUAUCCGGCAAUGGCCCGAUCGUGGAUGGCCAUACCGGUAUUUGCCGCAGCCAUCGACGAGUGUCACCGGGCAUUGGCCACCAGUGCUGAUUUUGGCCAUUUUGAUGUCAAAUCGUUGCUGUUGUCCGACGCCGGUCCCGACCAACCAGUGUUGGACACAAUGUUGAAAAAGUUUUGCGCAACAGUUGCCCUACAGAUUGCAAUGUGCGCUACGCUCGAGUCGCUGGACAUCAAACCGGACGGCAUAAUCGGGCACUCGUUUGGCGAAAUAGCGGCCGGCUAUGCGGACGGUUGUCUGACCGCUCGCGAAGCCAUGAUUAUAGCCUACAUGCGCGGUGUGAUUACCGAAAACGAUAGACAAAUACCGCGCGGUCUGAUGGCUGUCGUCGGACUGUCCAAAGCAGAUGCCGAAGACAAGUGUGUCGGUCCGGGCGUCGAAAUUAUCUGCAACAACGGACCCGAAACGGUAGUCAUUUCAGGAUUGUACGAUCAGAUGAUUGAAGUCAUACGGAAACUAGAAAAAGAUGGGAUAUUUGUUCGCCAAUUGGACAGUUCGGAGAUACCCUAUCAUAGCUCUUAUAUGGUUACCGCCGGAACACCGAUGGACUCGGAGAUCAAGAAGUAUAUGCAUAGGCCGUCACGUAUGCGAUCAAACAAAUGGUUGUCGACAUCGUUUUCGGACAAAGAGUUGUCCGACAUGACGGUGACCACUAUCGGCCAACAUCACAAUCACCAACAACAACAACAUUACCGUACGGCAUCGCCCGAGUAUUAUGCGCACAAUUUGUGUAGUCCAGUCUAUUUCUAUGACCGCAUCCAGAAGCUACCGGCGGAUGCCAUCUUCAUUGAAUUGUCGCCGCACUCGUUGUUUGCUAAUAUAAUCCAUCAGUCGAUGGGUCCGACCGUAUCGGUAGUAUCUCUGAUGAACGAGAACUACAACGACGCCGACAAUCUGGACUUGUUUUUGUCGUCUAUCGGCACUCUCUACGAGUUGGGUCUUAAUCCGUCCAUUGAGAACCUGUAUCCCAAGGUCGUGUGGCCAGUAGCCAGAGGCACACAGUCAAUAGGUUCGCUGAUGCGCUGGGAUCACAGUGCCGACUAUUUGGACCGUACAUAUCCCCAGUACUUUAACCGAUAUACAGCAUCCGAUCUAAACUUUCCGAUACUAUUGAACGAUAUGUCCUAUCUUCGCGAUCAUUGUCUGGACGGUCGGUGUAUAUUUCCGGCUACCGGUUUCCUAUCGAUAGCCUGGCGUCAGUUUGCCGCCAGCCUGGGUCGUACAUGGGAACAGGUACCCGUGCACUUCAGGAAUGUUAUAUUCAAAAAAAUGGUUAACUUAGUUGAAGACAAACAAAUCAAUUUGAAAUGCCGUUACCUCGACUCUACCGGCGAUUUCAGUAUCACUUACGAUGGCGAUGAAGUAUGUUGCGGUCAGAUCCGGUCGCCCGACGACAACGACGACUACUAUAUGGACUCAUUUAUGCCAACAAAUGAGGACAUCGGGUCUCCCGAUGAUGACGACAAUGAGGAGGAGGAGGAUGAGGAGGUAGUAGUAAUGACACAGUCGGACAUCUACAAGGACUACAAGUGUUGUGGCUAUGAUUUUGGCGACAAUUUUCAACGACUUCGGCGGCUGCGAACCCGAAACUUUCGACAAUUUCGGGGUCAGUUGGACUGGUCAGGCAAUAUGAUAACCUAUUUGGAUAGUCUACUACAGUCGGUAUUGGUGGAACCCGUGCCCGGGCAUCGUCGACUACUAAUACGGGUACCCGUAGAAAUUCGGUCGAUCAAAAUGAAUAUGUCCAGAGUGUAUGCGGCCGUCAAACGUGGCCGCUAUGUGUUGGACACAAGCAGCGGCACCAUCGGCGCCACCGCAACCACUACCGCAUUGAUACCGCCUAAUAUACAGCGCCGGUAUCAUAUGUAUACGGCUCGGAUGCCCUUCCGGACCGAUUUGGCGGCCAAAUUGAUUGUGGCCGACGGUAUCUGUGUUGAAAACUGGACACUUGAGACCAUUAGCCGUAGACCUACGGAGACCGAGGAUCUGGUGCUCGAUUCGUACGAGUUUGUGGCCAACGAUGAUAGUUCAGCUAUCGGUGCCGAUCAGCGUCUAGAGAUUGCCAAUUAUAUUGAGAUAUGCAAAUAUUUGGCCACAAAAAUCAAAAUCAAUGGCUUAACUAAAAUGUUGUGCGACUAUAACUACAAACAAUACAGUCGACAGGCCAUCGAUGACUAUAGACAACAACAACAACUAUGUAGUGUCGGUACCGGCGGCGGCGGCGGUAAUAAACUAUUGGACACCAAUCGGAUAAUGUUUACAGUAUUGGAUCAAAUGUCGACACUAAUAGACAAUAGACAGCCGAAAAUGUUGGACACAUUUGUCCAGAAUUUACUGGAAACGGGUGGUUGCGAUCUGAGUCGGGAUCUGAUCAAUACAAGUGUAGCCGAUAAUCAGCGACUUAUUCGGACACUGGUCGACAUUGUAGCCGAAAAUCUAACUCAACCGCAUCCACCAUCAUUGGCCACCGGCCAUAAGAAACAAUUACCGCAGAUAAAAGUAACCGAAAUUAAUUUGACCAAUUCGCCGCCAGUGACCCGAUUAGUGUACGAAACGUUAGCCUAUUCGCGACUACACUAUCCCGUACAAGUAGACUACAAAUUGGUGACCACCAAAACCGGUAGUAGUGUAGUCCAUGAGCCGACUAUUGUCCAACUGAUUGGUGGCCAAGAAAAUUUGAUUCAAUGGUCUCAAUGGUCUGAAUGGUCAAAACAACAACACCAACACAACGAUCUGGUAGUUUUCAGGGAUAGCCCCGAGCUAUGGGAACUGGAUGUCAUGGAUUUUCUUAGAAAUCUAACAGAUAUUAUCAAUGAUCGCGGAUUUUUGUUGGCUAUAUUCAGAAAUAAUUUAGCAGAACCCGAGCGGUCACUGCUAUCGUUGACCACUACUAAAACCAAUUUGACGGACAAUCAUCUUACUGGACGUAUCGACCAGUUUUGUAUGAUAGCCGCCGCCAAAUUCGGUCUCAAACAAGUGGCCCGUAAAUACGAUACAAUAGUAACUACGGCCCUAUUGUUUCGCAAACUCGACUCCACUCGACUACCGGACAUACCUGACCCGAAUCGGGUAAUCAUUAUGUCGGGCGGUGGCGGCUAUGACGACAUGUUUGAUCGCGUCCAACAAACAUUGGCCACCGCUAGUAGUGGUGAUGGCGACGACAAACUGUGGCUAAUAGCCAACGACACGGACAACCCGGUCAUUAACGGCGGUGCAGUCGGUUUUUUCAAUAGUCUACGCCAUGAGUCGGAUGCCGCUGCCGGCUGUAUAGAUGUGUCAUCUUUGCGUUAUAUUUGCCAAUACAACUGUCCUACCGGUGGUGAUGGUGUUGUUGUUGAUGAUAACAAUAAUAAUGGCAAACAUACUAUCAUCGACUUUAACCGCGAACCCUACGACCGAAUACUGUCCACUGAUCUGGUAAUGAAUGUCAUCAAAGAUGGCAUAAUCGGUACCUACAGACACAUCGGACUGGACAGUGGUUUCGAUACCGUUUGGUCCAAUGAUUACUAUCUUAAAGUAGACAAGUCGUACAACAAUAGUAGUGAACAACCAUAUAAUCAUCAAUGGAUUAAAUUAAUUAAUAAUAAUAUUACAUAUAAUAAUACUUCAAAUGAUAGUCAAAUUGAUAGUCAACAGUGUUAUGUCUAUUAUGCCGGUUUGAUUGGCCAUGAUGCUUUUAUUAGCUCAGCCGUAAGUUGUUGUGCGGCGACGCCGACGACGGCCGCCGGCAUCCACGCGGACGACGGUCCUAGUAUUGGCUACGAGUUUGUCGGCCGCCGAUUGGGCGACGGCCAGCGUGUAAUGGGUUUCGAUCAUACGUUGCAUGCAAUCGCCACCAGAGUCGACAUCCGAUCCGAUCAUAUGGCUCCGGUACCCGAUAAGUGGUCAAUGUUGGAGGCGAUAACAGCACUGGCCGGCUAUUGUGUGGCCUGGUAUGGUCUGGUUGAUCAGGCUAACAUUAAACAAGGAUCUAGUAUUUUAGUACACUCGCCGACCAGCGAGUUUGGUUUGGCCAUUAUAAAUGUGGCCAAACAUUACGGCGCCGAUAUAUACGUUACACACGAAACGGCAAAACAAAAACAAUAUCUGAUGACUGAACUAAAGAUACCGGAGUCGCGUGUAUUGGACAUCAACACCAACAACAACAACAAGAAUGGCAAACAAUUUUAUCAGUAUAUCCGUCGGCAGACCAGUGGUCGUGGCGUUCAAAUUGUAUUCAAUACACUGACUGAUGAAUCGGGUGUUCACCAGACGUACGACUGUCUGGCCGAUUGCGGUCACUUUCUUGACUGUAGCCAAAGCCAGGCAAGUGGUCGUCGUAGUGGUGGACAUCGGUCGAUACCGGCAGCCGCGGCCGCCGCUGUCCACUUUAUGCGAAACGUACGCUAUGUUAAUCUUAAUGUCUAUCGGGUGGCGGCGGCUGAGGCGGCAGCGGUGGCCAAACAACAAAACGGCUCCCGAUUUUUCGCCAAUUACUUUGAAUGGUUGAACCAAAACAUUUCAGACAACGAUUGUAGUAUCAGACCAUUGAAUACAAUAAUCUAUACUAAAGAGUCGGUCGAUGUAGCGCUCAGGGACUGUAUGAAAGGUGAUCUAAUUGGCAAAUUUGUAAUCAAAAUGCGCGAUGAGGAACUGGAUGAUAAAUUACAGGACAUGAGCCUAAAUAAUAAUAAUAAUAAUAAUAAUAUGUUAGUAAAGUGUGUAACAAAAUUCAAUUCAAAUAAAGUCUACAUAAUAACCGGCGGUUUAGGCGGUUUCGGUCUCGAGUUAGUCCAAUGGAUGGCCGGGUUGGGCGCCAAACGAUUUGUGUUGACCACACGAUACGGACUGCGAUCAGACUAUCAGAAAGCAAUAGUCAAACGAUUGGAAUCGAUUGGCGGCGGCGGCGGUCAGGAAUCGGAGACGACGACUGGUCGGGGGGUUCGGCUGCCGAACCUACGGCUAUUGAUUGUUACACACGAUUGCAAUACAGAGGACGGGGCCCGUCAACUGUUGGCCGACGCCCUAACACUGGGACCAUUGGGCGGUUUGUUUCAUUUGUCGCUAGUGGUCAACGAUUGUCUGUUUACGGAAAUGUCGAAACAACAGUUUACCGAAUCAGUCGACUGUAAAUAUAAACAAUUUGAUCAUUUGGAUCGGUUGACUCGGGAAACCCUAGCCUAUCGUUUAGACUAUUUUGUACUGUUUUCAUCACUGGCCUGCGGUAAGGGUAAUCCCGGACAGACCAACUAUUCGUACGGCAACUCCAUGUGCGAGCGCCUGUGCGAACAGCGCCGCCGCCGCGGCGAACACGCACUGGCCAUCCAAUGGGGUUUUGUCGGCGACGUUGGCUAUGCGGCCGAAUUAUUGGACAGAGGCCAGUUGUCAUCGUUGUCGUCGUCCAUCAUCGGCACAGUUAGCCGACAACGUAUUCAUCAGUGUCUCAAUACGUUGGACCGGCUGUUACAAUGCAAACAGCCUAUAGUUACGUCCUAUGUGCGCACACCAUUGUCAAACAUCAGGGAACAACAACUGGGCAACAAAUCAUCCAACAAGUCAUCGGUAAUAAAAUACAUUUGGCGGGCACUGGGCAUUGAUCCAAAAUAUACUGAUAUACACACAACAAUGGGACAGAUAGGCAUCGAGUCGCUACUGGCCAUCGAAAUGAUUGAUAGCCUGAAACGGGAGUUUGGUUUACGGUUAACUAUGCAGGAUCUCAAAUGGAUAACCGUUAAGCAUCUGCUGAAUCUGGAAGUAGGCGACACCGAACAUCUGGCCAACUAUCUGACCGAAUUGACUAAUUCCCGACAAAGAUUACGGUCCGUACAGUUCAUGAUCGGUACGGAUCGGUUGACCAAAUUGAACAACAGUCGAACUGGUCGACCAGUCUAUAUAGUGCCGGGACUGGAAUGUAAUUUUACCGCUUUCGCCGAAAUGAUCGACGCCAUCGAUCGGCCAGUCUAUGGCCUGAACUGGACGACUGAGUUGAAUCAGUUCCGAUCGUUGGACGAACUAAACGAUUAUUUUAUGAAAACAUUGAACGAGUUGUCGCCCGACGGUGACCGCCAUCACUACGAUCUGAUCUUGAAUUUUGAUGGCAAUCUAUUGGCUGCUGAUCUGUACGACAACGAUGACGACCACCACCACCACCACCGCCAGGCGAUCAUCGAUCAGUUUAACGAUCGGCUGGUCUAUGUCGAUGUGAUCACACAUUUUAUGGCCAAUCUCAAGAUGGACAACGACAACGAUCUCUUGUACGUAAUAUUUUUGUGGAUGUGUUUCGAUAUACCAGACAUUAUCAAACAAAAGAUUUACAAGACGUCGGUAAUCAUUGGCGGCGAACAACAACAGACAAUCGAUUGUAAAAUCGGUCGUUUGUCGGCCGAAAUUCGUAAGUUUGUCGGCAAAAGUUUUGUCAGUCAAGACAUGGAACAGAUGAUCGCCAAUGCCUACAAACGACUGAAACUGUGGCUACAGUUUGUCCGAAGUCAGGAACCGAGGGAUCUGAUGCGUUUGAAACGUACGGUACAAUUGGAAACGGAUGGCAAACUAUUGUGUUUGCGGCCAGUCAUCCAGGAUGAGAUAAUUGUCAAUUAUAUUGAUUAUAUGGAUAAAUAUUAUUUAUCAAUGAAUUUGCCGGUCAAGUUUUUCAAAUGGAUCAAUCAAGUGAUGAUUGAUAAAGUCAACAAAUUUUUGUCUGAUUAAAAUAUUUA